AUGGUUUCUGAUGAAAAAUCCAUGGUUAUUGUUCCCUUCCAUCUCCUACUUGGCAUCACGGCUGCCCUCAGACCUUUGGUGAAGCCCGAGAUCAUUAAAAAGAGGACCAAAAAGUUCAUCCGGCACCAGUCAGACCGAUCUGUCAAAAUCAAGUGUGACUCGUGGAAACCCAGAGGCAUUGACAAUAGGGCCCAGAAGUCGAUGCCCAGCACUGGUUAUGGGAGCGUCAAGAAAGCCAAGCAUGUGCUGCCCAGUGGCUUCUGGAAGUUCCGAGUCCACAACGCCAGGGAGCUUGAAGUGCUGCUGAUGCGCAGCAAAUCUCACUGUGCAGGGAUUGUCUACAAUGUGUCCCCCCCGGAGACCCGCGAAGCCAUGGUGGAAAGAACAGCCCAACUGUCCAUCAGAGUCACCAGUCCUGAUGCCAGGCUGCACGACGAAGAAAAGUGA
Lynx canadensis (Canada lynx) is the source of this 447-nucleotide messenger RNA. Its product is annotated as 60S ribosomal protein L32-like. Gene Ontology annotation, molecular function: structural constituent of ribosome. Lineage: Eukaryota; Metazoa; Chordata; Mammalia; Carnivora; Felidae. Gene Ontology annotation, cellular component: cytosolic large ribosomal subunit; ribosome. The record is from RefSeq and is a predicted model, not a curated record. Gene Ontology annotation, biological process: translation.